This is a messenger RNA of Phytophthora sojae, 384 nucleotides long. RefSeq lists its product as hypothetical. NCBI's taxonomy places the organism in Eukaryota, Oomycota, Peronosporomycetes, Peronosporales, Peronosporaceae. The transcript has a single exon. Bases 1 to 384 code for a protein of 127 amino acids. The record is from RefSeq and is a predicted model, not a curated record.
AUGGGAGUCAGCACAGCCUUCCUCAUCGCUUUGAUCACCCUCACUCUUGUCAACUACGCUACUCCAGCGCUCGCAAUCAAGAAGGCUGUAAUCGACGAUGCGUCCUCAGAAGCCACCGCAAGUCUCCACAUUCGUGGCGGCGUUCCCGAGGCGAGACGGCUGAGGACUCACGACUUAAUCAAGGCAUCCAGCAGCCAAGUAAUGGACACUUCAUCAGGCGCUGUCGAAGAAAGAGCGCUCGGAAGCGGCCUCAGCAAACUCGCCCAGAAGCUGAAAAAAUCUCCAAGCGCUCUCGUCAAGCUCCUCAAAAAGCUGAAAGAGCGUUUACCGGAUACUUCGGCCAUGCUUGAUCACUUGAACCAUGUGCUCUUCAGCAUAAUAUAG